CAUUCCGCUGGGGGAGGCUUCACACACACACGCUGGAGACAUGCCACACUGCGUGGUUCUGGAGGGUCCGGCUCCGUGGGGCUUCAGGCUGAUUGGAGGAAAGGACUUCAGUCAGCCUCUCACCAUCGCGCGGAUAUCUUCUGGCAGUAAGGCCUCUCUGGUCGACCUAUCUCCUGGUGACAUCAUCCUGGCUAUAGACGGCAUUGCCAGCGACAACAUGAUGCACUGUGAGGCUCAGAAUCGCAUCAGGGACGCGACGCGUCAGCUCACCUUAACCAUCGAGAGGCCAGAGACCAGACUGUGGUCACCUCGCGUGAGUGACGAUGACCGAGCCCACCCUUUCAAAAUCAACCUGGAAGCAGAGAGACAGGAGUACUGGCCAAUAGGAACAGGCCACAACAGGAGGGCCACUCCGUUCAUAGCGGCAGCUAACAUUGACGACGAGCGGCAGGUGGUCAGCUCGGCCUACAACUCCCCCAUCGGCCUUUAUUCCUUAGGCAACAUCCAGGACGCCUUACAUGGUCAGCUCAGAGGCCUGAUGCACAACAAGCCGGAGAGUCCUAGGGCUCUAACCAGUAUAGAAGAGUCAGAUGUGUAUCGAAUGCUGCAGAGAGAUCAGACAGAAGAGGAGCCUCAUGAGCCCCGUCAAUCAGGAUCCUUCAAAGCCCUGCAGGACUACAUCAACAGUGAGGGGACACGUCCUAUAGUGACGAGAACCGUGCAAGCGCCCACCACCAAGCCCCCGACCCCCGCAGGAAACCUCCACAAACUGCCCAUGUGUGACAAGUGUGGCAACGGCAUAGUAGGAACCGUCGUAAAGGUUCGGGAUAAGUAUCGGCACCCCGGCUGUUUCGUCUGUUCAGACUGUGAGGACAACCUGAAGCAGAAAGGCUAUUUCUUCAUAGAUGACCAGCUUUACUGCGAAACCCAUGCUUGCGCUCGCACGAAACCCCCGGAGGGUCACGACCUCAUCACGACUUUUCCCUCAGAGUAGCACACAGACCAGCAAGACUGCAUUCACUUAUACACACACACGAACUUCAACAGGCCCAAAGGAACAAGCACGAGACAGCCAAUCAGAACAGAGCUUGUUUACAUACAUCAGAUUAAUCACAUUUACAAAAAACAGCCUGUUUUGAAUUCGCUUUUUCUGUGACGCAUAGUCGGCCUACAGCAGUUGAGCACCAUCCAUUCAUACUGAGGUUUCAAACUGUUGAACAGAGAGCUGUUUUACAUGGAUCAGUAAUUUUUAAAGAGAAUUACAAGUGUUUAUAAACAAAAAUAAAUUAAACAAAAUGUUAUAUACAUUUGCAUAUAACAUAUGAAUAACAAAAAAGUAGUCUAUGGGCCCUUUAAGCACACAAACUCACACAGAAACACAUCCACUGCUGUACUGAUUGUAUUUGCUGUAGUAUUUCAAUACUGAGUUGCUUACUGUAGAAAUAUUAGCUACAGUGGCUGAAUAUUUCAAUAAAUAUGCAAACAGUCAC
Messenger RNA from Pygocentrus nattereri (red-bellied piranha), 1490 nucleotides. RefSeq names its product PDZ and LIM domain 3a (gene pdlim3a). Gene Ontology annotation, molecular function: actin binding; muscle alpha-actinin binding. The record is from RefSeq and is a predicted model, not a curated record. Gene Ontology annotation, biological process: actin cytoskeleton organization; heart development; muscle structure development. The coding region runs from base 41 to 994 and encodes 317 amino acids. NCBI's taxonomy places the organism in Eukaryota, Metazoa, Chordata, Actinopteri, Characiformes, Serrasalmidae. The transcript is spliced from 7 exons. Gene Ontology annotation, cellular component: stress fiber; adherens junction; filamentous actin.